AUGAUUUUAAUUUUCGUGACUAGAGUUAAUUCUUCACUUGAUAUUUUUCCCAUCGGCGCCUCAACAAUUCCGUAUGAGUAUCGAUUAAGAUUUAAAAACCAUUUGGAUUUCGAUUACGUAAUCGAGAGCUCAUUUACUGAAGUUAAUAAUGCGGAAGGGAGUCAAUUGACAGUUGAAGGAAACGAAGACAUUGAUAACUUAUAUUCACAUAAUACCAGAGAAUUUCUAAAUUUUCGUUCUCGCGCUUCCUCGAGAUAUUUCAGCUUAAAUACGAGAAAUGAGGGAAAUUUCCUAAAACGCGCCGAAAUAUUAAGUCACCCUUGGACGCUAGAAAAUUUCAAGGUUCUCGAGCUAAGACAAGAUCAAAGCGGAAACGAUUACAAGGCAUUAACCGUUACCUCAAAAUUAAAUAAACCAGUGGUUGAUAUUGCGUUCACGAUUUCAAAUAACAAAAGUGCCUCCUCGGAAGAAAGCCUUCUCUCAUGUGAUUACAAAAUUACAUGGAAAUCGAUACCAAACGGCUAUAUUUGGAGAAAAUGUGCAAGGAAAAAUGAGUCGGAUUACACAAGGAUAGCAUAUUUCUCAAAGCAAAGGAGAUGGAACUUUAAGUUUCAGUCAGUAGACGAGGAUAUAAAUUAUGGACAAUUGGAAUACAUUGGGAGUAUGUGGAAUUAUUAUGCAAGGGAAAUAAUUGUUUCCGAAUCUGCUCCAUUCCCUCCAAUCAUACCUGCUAUAUAUACUGCCUACUGUGAUUACUUGUACUAUCUUCGAAGGAAUUACGGAAGACAUCAAUGGGAUGGAAUGAAUGAUUUUGGAGCGUAG
Acaulospora colombiana is the source of this 822-nucleotide messenger RNA. Lineage: Eukaryota; Fungi; Glomeromycota; Glomeromycetes; Diversisporales; Acaulosporaceae. The record is from the annotation of a GenBank genome assembly.